This is a messenger RNA of Gossypium raimondii (Peruvian cotton), 1296 nucleotides long. RefSeq names its product bidirectional sugar transporter SWEET4. Gene Ontology annotation, molecular function: sugar transmembrane transporter activity. Lineage: Eukaryota; Viridiplantae; Streptophyta; Magnoliopsida; Malvales; Malvaceae. The annotation marks the transcript as partial. Gene Ontology annotation, biological process: carbohydrate transport. The transcript has 4 exons. Gene Ontology annotation, cellular component: membrane. The record is from RefSeq and is a predicted model, not a curated record.
UUCUCUUCAUAUAAUUUAGCCACAGGGGUAGAGAGAGAGAGAGGGGAGUUUCGUUAUGGAUUAUAUUUUAUUUAUGACAGACCAACAUUUGUGAAGAUAUACAAGAAGAUGGCAGUGGAGGAAUUCAAGCCAGAUCCUUACAUAGCAACUGCAAUGAAUUGCAUGUUGUGGAUAUUCUACGGCUUACCAAUGGUUCAUCCCGAUAGCAUCCUUGUUGUCACCAUUAAUAGCAUUGGACUUGCAAUGGAGCUCAUUUAUCUCUCCAUUUUCUUCCUUUAUGCCCCCAAUAAAGGCCGAGCCAAGGUUAUUGGAUGGCUUGCCCUAGAGAUUUUAUUUUUGGGUGUUGUAGCCGCAUGCACGUUGACAUUGCGCAAAACCCAUGCCCAAAGAUCGGACCUUGUUGGAAUUCUUUGUGUCAUAUUUGGAGUAUUAAUGUAUGCUUCACCUCUUACCGUUAUGAGGAAGGUGAUUAAAACAAAGAGUGUAAAAUACAUGCCAUUUUACCUCUCAUUAGCCAACUUUCUUAAUGGAGUUAUUUGGGUCACAUAUGCACUCAUUCGCUUUGAUCUCUAUAUAUUGAUUGGAAAUGGAUUGGGGGCACUAUCUGGAGCAAUACAGUUGAUUCUGUAUGCUUGCUACUUCAAGUCUACCCCAAAAGACGAUGAUGAAAACGGCGUCGUCGAGCCAUCUGAGCUUCAACUCUCCGGCGGCAAUGGACCGUCUAGACCAACAGUUUGAUCGUUUAUAUAUAUAUGUGUGUCAAAAGGCAAAAAAAGGACUCUUAAAUAUUUUCCAAGUAAAUUAACACGAAUAUGCAUGUAAAGAUUUUCAUAGUGUUUUUAGAGGAUUUUUCUUUUUCCUUUUUUUAAAUAGAAAUAGAAAAGAUAAAAAUUUCGUCCGAGUUCUUUGGUGGCAAGCUGAACGUACGGCUGUAGAAGAUAUAUGCUUAUAUUCAAAAUUAGUCUCUGAAAUAUGCCUCUUUCUUACUUCAUAAGCCCUAUUAAAGGUUCAAAGCAAUAGGCUCCAGUUGAAGACAUUGAGCCAAUAUUGCCUCCUGCAUUAAGAAGAAGAAGACCACCAGGGAGGCCUAAUAAAAAUAGGAAGAAGGAAGCUGAUGAAUUUACUACUGGUAAAGUCAGCAAAAAAAGAUGGGAAGAAAUGCUACAACAAGAGAAUAUAUGAUUGAAUCAGGUUCUGACUAUGCAUUAAUUUUCUAAUGCAUCACAUUUUAAUUUGCAUAUGCCAUGAAAGCUAUUUAUAGUAACUAUUUUCAUCUGCUGCGACAGGUCCUCAAUC